Owenia fusiformis is the source of this 6391-nucleotide messenger RNA. The record is from the annotation of a GenBank genome assembly. NCBI's taxonomy places the organism in Eukaryota, Metazoa, Annelida, Polychaeta, Sabellida, Oweniidae.
AUUUUUAAUUAUUUAUAUUUUUCCGUUCCGUUUCCCAGUUGUGCAUUCAGUGAUUACCCAGACAAAAAUUUAUGAAAAACGCUUGGAUAAAUUUUCCUCUAAAAAUGCUGUUAUAAUAAUGGAAUGUAUAUCAUGGCCUAGAUGAUGUUUGACCAUAGUGAAACAUGCAGUGUUGAAAUGAGGGUACCUUGAGUCAGAGCAAUUAAAGGUGAAGCUACGUUAACAUGUCAGAAGACCUGCUUCAACCAGGCUUUGUCGUCAAAGACAGAUGGAAGGUGAUAAAGAAGAUUGGUGGUGGGGGGUUCGGUGAGAUCUAUGAAGGAUCGGACAUGGUAACUAAGGAAUCUGUGGCCCUCAAGUUGGAGUCAGCCAAACAACCCAAACAGGUGCUCAAGAUGGAGGUAGCUGUCCUCAAGAAACUUCAAGGUCAGGAUCAUGUCUGCCGCUUUCUUGGUUGUGGUCGUAAUGACAAGUUCAACUAUGUUGUGAUGUCACUGAAGGGGAAAAAUCUGGCUGAACUACGACGAAGCCAACAGCGUGGGAACUUUACAAUCAGUACUACUCUGAGACUUGGGGUGCAGAUCCUAAGGGCUAUUGAAAGUAUACAUGCUGUAGGCUUCCUCCACAGGGAUGUCAAGCCUUCCAACUUUGCCAUGGGGAGAAGUCCUAGUACAUGUAAGACAGUGUAUAUGUUAGACUUUGGCCUGGCCCGUCAGUACACUAAUGCCACUGGGGAUGUCAGAACACCUAGACCAGCUGCUGGCUUCCGGGGGACUGUACGAUACGCUUCUGUUAAUGCUCAUAAAAACAUAGAGAUGGGCCGCCAUGAUGACCUGUACUCUCUAUUCUACAUGCUGGUUGAGUUUGUCAUUGGUCAACUACCAUGGCGUAAGAUCAAAGACAAAGAACAGGUUGGUAAGAUGAAAGACACAUACGAUCAUAAACAUCUCUUAGAUCACCUGCCUCAAGAAUUCCAUGACUUUUUGGAUCAUAUAUCCAACCUAACGUACUACGAUAAACCUGACUAUGGGAUGUUACAUGCAUUGUUUGUGAAGUGUAUGCAGCGAAAAGGAGUGAGGGACUCUGACCCAUAUGAUUGGGAGAAGGGGUGUGGGGAUGGUUCAUUGACAACUACAACGACAACAACUACGCCCCCUGUUGGCACAAGGCAGACUCAAGGCAUGGCAGGGGUGUUGCAGGCAGGUCCGUUCACCCCAGGGUCACAUUUCCUAGCAGCCAACACAGAUGUCCCUGCAGACCAGGAGAACCUCAGUGUAGAGGCAGACAUUCCAAAUAAAGAAAAUGAAAAACGUGAAUCUCCUCGUAUAUUUGGUAUGGCACGACAGGAAUCUGGUGCACAACAACCUCCUGUGUUACGAACCUCAGACAGGAAUCUCAAUGCAGCGUUAUCUGCCAAACUCUCUGGCCUUCUACACCUUGACAAUAAAGCUCCUCUUGCGGAGUGUCGUAGUGACGAUGGCCCAGUUCGUAAACCUAGUGACGUAUCCAGUAAAACCCCACAGGGAUCUCUAAAACUUCCUGUACCAGGUGCAAGGACUACUACUACAUCCCCACUAGCAGUGUUGGAUUUACAACUUAGAAAUAUACUUAAAUCCGAACAUAGUUCAUCGUUAUCGGAGAAAGUUCAAGCCAGAAAAAGCAGUAUGCCAUUGCCGGCCCUGGCGCCAUUAUCUCAGUCAGAUCAAGAAAUUGAUAGCAAAGAAUCUCAUAAGUCCCGAGAAAAUGUUCAAAGGAACAAAAGUCCCACAGGGACAGGAAUUCCUGCUGGACAGGAAAAUGUCCCAAUUGAAGAACAAGACAAUUUAGAACCCAGUGCCAAAAUUGCUCAAAAUCAAAAAGACUUUAAAAAAGAGGAGGAUAUAUCAGAAGAUAAAGAUAGGACUAAGCAUGUUGAGAUUAAAGUGGACAGUGCCAAAGAUGAUAAAGAUAUGCGAGAUAAUGCCAAUAUUGAUGUAGCAAAACCUGAAGCCAAAAUAGCUGAACCAGUAGAUGAAGAUGAACCUAAGGAUAAACCAGAUGGAGAAGAACAAGCUUCAAAUGUAUAUGCAGAUGAAAAUGCAACAAGGGCAGCCCCAUUUACAUUCGCUAGUCAGUGGGUUGUCUCUUUUGCCUCAAGUUCUGAGGAUGAAGAAGAAAAUGCUCAUUGGGAAGUUGUCCAAAGUAGUAAACCUAAACAAGUGCCAAAUAAAGCAGCUAUUCAACAUAAAUCCUUGCCCAUUGAACAACAUGAUAAACCAGAUGAACAACAACAAACAGACUAUAUUGAACAACAAGUGCAUGAUCCGAUAAAACAACCUAAUGAAGAACAUGUGACAUCUACUGAAGAGAACAAUAUGAAACUGUACCCAUUGGAAGAUAUACAAGAUAAAAUAAAUCAAGGAUUUUUAGAAGAUGGACUUGAAGUAGAUGCUGAUAUUGAAGAUAAUGUAGAUAUUGAAGAUAAAAGUCUGAUUGAGGAUAAUAUUCAAAAUGAUGGCAUUGUUGAUGGUAUAAGAGCAAAUAAUGAUGAAGGUAUUGACGAUAUGAAAUCAAAUCAUGAACCAAAAGGUGCUUGUGAUGAUAACAUUGCAGUAUUAGAACAUAACUUAAGUGAAAAAGACAGUAUUCAACACAACCAAAAUGAUGUUGUAACUCAUAGUAAAAAGGAUAGUUUAAGUAAUAGAGAUACCUCCAAGCCUAACUUUAUAAAAGGUGAUAUUGAUGAUAGUACCAAAGAUAGAAAAGCGGAAGAAUCUGCAUUAGAUGUAGAGAAUAAUAUAGUCUCAAAUGAAAGUCCAAAUGCUCAUAUGGAAAAAAGUCCUUUAACAAGAACCCCCAUGUUAUUUUCAACUGAUGAGAGUCAUAAUGAAACUCCUGAAAAAAUGAACACCAAAUCUGAUGAACUUCUCAAAAUGGUAGUCGAGGAUGAAGUGAGGAAAGAACACAUUAAUGGUGAUGGUGCAAAUGAAGAUAAAGAUUAUGAAGAUGAUUGGGAAGAGGAGGAAGAAUGUAGUGAUGAACAAAUGAAAGAAAAUGAAAAUAUUCCACCAAGUGUUCAAAACAGUGAUCUCAAAGAUAUCAACACUAUAGGAAUAAGUAAUACUGUUGACUCUCCACGUGUGAAUGUUUCUAGUAAUGAAACUCAAUCAGUGAACCAACAAUAUAAUGCAGAGCCUGAUCAAAACCGUAAUAGCCAAAUAAUCAGUGACACAGCCAAUGUAGAUGAAGUUGGCAAUAUUAAUGGAUAUCACAUAGCAGGAGAUGUUAAUACCACUACCAAAGACAAUGUAAUAGAUAAUCAACCCAGUGCAAUGAGGCUUCAGUCUCAAACGAAGCCUCCAAGUUCCCCUGUGAAACAGCUCAGUAGUGUAGCGAGCCCUAGUCCAUCUACCAGCUUAUGUAGCUCACCUAGGACUGGUGUGAGUGGCUUAACCCCACGUAGUGGAGUUUACAGCCCUGAUGGUCCCCGCAUACCGCACCCACCACCUGGGAAGGCCCCACGCAAUGCUGUAGUUUCUGCAAGAAGAAGACGUUAUAAAGUCCCUUCUUCAGUAGAAAAUGCCAGGGGAGGUCUCAUAUCCUCAUUUCCUGAAGGCCAGUUGCAAGUGAGGGGUGAAGAGGGUGAAAAGUCCCGUAGAUUGUCCAACAAGGAGACCGAGCUAUAGUAUCUGCUGAAUUGAAGUGUACUGAAAAUGUGUACCCGAGCGUAACCCUGAAAUACAUCACAUACACAUACGUGUGUAUAACCAAUCACAAUCAUGAUGUACCGUUGAACCGAAUAUGACAAAUGCAUUCAGAUUGUAACCAACCCAUUCAAUUUUGAAGUGCAUCUUUAAGGAGUACAAAUCAAACCCUCAAACAUCCGCAUGGAUAUUUAAAUAGCUUCAGUUGGAGUUGAUUUAUAAAACAUGGCUGCCUGAGCCUCCCAUACAGUGUGAUACAAGCAAAGUGUGAUACAAGUGAUAUACCAAUGUAUGGAUUUAUACCUAAUUUAUUCAUUCUUCAGUACACAAGGUAUUGUUGAUGUUGAAGUAUUAUUUAUGUCUUUAAGAAUUGGCUCAUAUAUCAUACAGGAGUUCAAAAGAGGCAUACGAAGUAUCUGUGAGGCAUUCAAUCAAGUGAGAAAUGUAUUCACCUGCUUUGAAGCUUUGAUUAUCCUCAAAUGGGUGAUAAAACCUUAACGGUGUUAUAUUGCUUCAUUGGAUUAUGUGUAUUGAAAUAGGUACAAUAUAGACUAGACCUCUGUUUGCCUGCAUUUCGGAAUUACACAGGAUCCUGUUUGUUUGAAGUCAUCCAUGAAUUUUCAAGACAAAAUUAGCCUGUUAGAGAAUUCAAGACUAUGAGAACAACUUUAAGCCUUUGAAAGUGUUAGAAUUGAAUGAAGAUUGCCAUUAUCUUCUCAUGUCAUGAUAGUUUGUAAUGCUUUGAACGGCUUCCAUUAUUUAACAUGUUCCUUGCCAGUAAUGUCAACUUUGAAUGCUUGAAAACAUUCCAUUAAUCAAGAAAGUGAUGCUAACACAAGAUACUCAUUUUAUUCAUUUGGUCUCCAAAGACUUGAUUUUGUAUUAAAAUUAGACAAUGCCCAGCAUGUUGGGUCUAUCCAAAUUGGUUAUUUCAAGUAGAUGAUAGAUACAUACAGAAAGUGAUAGAUUUGGAAUUUGUUAGAAAGUUAGAAAAACUGUAGUCCAAUAAGAUCAUCUAAAAAGAAUUGUAGGCAGAUGUCAUUUUGUGAAAGAAAGAUAAAUUCUGUGAACCGUGAACUAAAACUAAAACUACUGUAUAAUUAAUUUGAAAAGAACAUACUCCAUAUCAUCUAAUUUUAGUAUGUUCAAUAGAGGACUUGCUGCUUGCUAUCGAGAGGAAAAUAGAUGGCAGUAGGAGUUUUGGUUGGGCUAGUUUACCAUACUGUAUUACAGUGAUAAAUGGAGAAACUGACAAAAUACAUAUGUCACCAAAAGAACAAAGUGUAAGUCCUUAAUGGUGAAAUAAUGCAAAUCUCCUAAAUUCUAAUUAAAACCAGACUCCAGCAAGAUCUAAGCGAUAUAGCAAAGCCUCUAUUGUUACAUUAAAGUGUCCAGUGGUUACAAGAUGAGCACAUGACCCAUGACUCAUGUGACUAUACAUUCCACUGUUAAACAGUGUAUUCAGUUGUAAAGUUUGAAAGAUUGAAGCACCGUUGCAAAAGCAACUUAAUAUGAUCUAAAAACACUCUGCUUGCAGAAAACACUACUGUAAGUGUGGAUAUCAUGUGCAUACAGUGCAGAGUUAAUGUUCACAUUUGAAUUGGUUGUAUUUUGUAAACUAAGCCACGUUGGCUACGCAGUUAUGUUCAUGUAUGUAAAAGAUAAUACCAUAGAUACUGAAUAAUAGGUAUCAAAUCAAAUCUGUGUAUUGGUGGUUUAUUUUCCGAAUCUAAUAAAUAUUGCUGACCUGACAUCCCUAUAGGUCUCAUCUAAGCAUAGAAUAUACAUAAAUAUAGUUGAAUACCCCGACAUGGCUUAGUUCAAAAAAUAUCAAAGUCAAAUUCAAAAAUGGUCCCCACUGGGUGCAUACUGCAUAUGAGAACCACACCUAGCGUUCUCUCCAAAACACUGUCUGCAUAGGAUGAAAAAUGGCACACUAAGAAUGCUUCAUAUGUCAGUUUUUAAUUUCAUAUUUAUAGCAAAACCUGUAAAGAUAGACACUUACAAAAUGUUUUGGUAGUUUAAAAAUAGUUUUCUGAAACAAUUGUUGAAUUCUCAUUGGCUCACAUUAAAACAGUUAUAGAGGUGUUCAUAUUUGUAGGUUAACUUAUUUAAAAACAUGAACAAUGCAAUUUAUUUUGUCUCUUAGUCCAAAUUCUUUUUGGGCUACUUGUCGAAUUCUGUCUCUAGCAACCAAGUAUUUAUCAUGUUUUAACCAUGUCCAAGCUGUCUGUCUUUUCUGAAUGAUUUAAAGGGGGGAUAUUCUUAUUUAAAAGGGGGAUAUUCUUAUUUCAAAGAGGGAUAUUCUAAUAAAUUAAAAUUGUACAUUGGUAAUAACUGUAUAGAAAUAUUGUAUUCAAGUUCUUCAAAUUGAAUACCUUAGAUUACGUAAACAACAACAAUAUCUAAUAUAAAAAUACCACAUACUCAAAAAAGUAAAUUUUAAACUGUAUUCCUUAUUAUAAUGCCAAAGAUUUCAUCUGAGUUUAGUUUGGAAGUAGGAAUAAAAGAAGGUUUAGAAAUGUGUUGUGAUUCACCCAGUAUUUGUAAGUUUGAAAAUUAGAAUUUUUGUUAUUAUGUAACUGUAGUCCAUUAUAAAUACUCAUUCAUUUGACCUAUUUUGUAAUUUGAAAGCCUAAAUUUUGGAAUAUUUUCUAUUGGUAAUUAAAAUUACUACAAAAAUAAACACAUUUUGCUAAGAACACAAA